This is a messenger RNA of Polychytrium aggregatum, 1109 nucleotides long. RefSeq lists its product as uncharacterized. The record is from RefSeq and is a predicted model, not a curated record. The transcript has a single exon. Lineage: Eukaryota; Fungi; Chytridiomycota; Chytridiomycetes; Polychytriales. The coding region runs from base 115 to 948 and encodes 277 amino acids.
CCGCUCGCCGUCGCCUUCCUUCCAUCUUUCUCCCACCCGAUUCCUUCUGCCCCUCGGCCCAUAGAACUCCCCCCCCUCCUUUGCUCCCUGUCUCCGAUAGAGCCCUGCUCCAACAUGGUCAACCCCAUUCGCUUCCUCCUUGCUGCUGCCGUCGCCCCCAUUGCCUCGGUCCUGGCCCAGUGCAACGCCACCUUGCCCUCCAACUCCCUGACCAUCCAGGACUUUUCCUCCGACUCUGGCUCCAACACCGUCGGCGAGCUCUUCCAGCAGAAUGGCAUCACCCCCGGCGGCCAGUUCACCGUUGCUAACAACCAGCUCACUGUCGUUGCCAACCCCACCAACAUCUCCAACUGGUACAUGGAGUUCACUUGGCACUGCCUGACCACCCACCCCAUCGCCCCCAACACCACCGUCUCGACCAUGGACGAGAACAACCCGCACUACAGCCAGCUCCAGGGCUACAGCCACAUCAAGCUCGACAUCAACGGCCCCGUCGGCCAGUCCGUCGACUUUUACAUCGAGUUUGCCAACUCGACCGAGGCCUGCAGCAACGUCGAGCUCCUGCCCCACGCCCAGAUCAACAGCGCCCCUUACGUGACCUUCAACGGCCAGUUCCAGACUGUCUGGAUUCCCGUCAAGGACUUCCCUGCCUUCAACGCCGUCACCGGUGGUAUCCACGUCUUUGCCGUCUGGUUCCAGCCCGGCUCUGGCACCUUUAGCUUCAGAAACGUCCAGCUGAUUGACUGCGACGGCCUGCCCACCAUCUCGACCAGUGCUGCUGCCCCUGCCUCGACUGUGGCUGCCAACGCCUCGUCCACCCAGGCCAGCUCGACCGCCGCCAGCUCGACCACCACUCUCCCCACAACGACCAAGACUGGUGAUGCUGCUGCUCGCGGCACCGGUAUUCUGGCCUUUGCUGCUGCCGUCUUCGCUGCCAUGCUUCUCUAAGCCCAUCGAUGCUGUGUCGUCCAGGGCUUGGCUGCUGCCGUGCUGUUGUGUUGCUGGAUCCUCUGGUCUACCGACAUGGCCCUGCCAAGACGCCCAAGCUUGACUUUGACCCACCAGCAAUCCCCACCUUGCGUAUCCCCCUUUUUUCCCUGGUCUGAUCU